CAAGGGGUGCCAGAGAGGCUCCUACCCCUGACUUCCACUCAUCAGGAUUCCUUCUUCCAAAGCCCUGUUAUCUGAGGCCUAAGGCCCCAGAAAGAGGCAAGAAGUCAAUUUCAGAUACCCCCCCAGCUCCGCCUCUUCCCCCCCUCCACCCCACCCAGCCAGCUCAGCUUCCUCUCUGUGAGGAAAUACUUUCACUUCCUGCUCCUUCAGGCCUCCCCUCGGAGAACAGGUAGGGGCCCCCAGGGACCCAGCAGCUGGCAUGGUUAUCCCCCUGUGCCACCUUUGGUAUUAAGCAGCUCCCCAUCCUGCUCUGCCCAGCACCAACCACCUCCUCCUCCCCUCUCAUGGGACCCAGGUGAGCACCUGCCUCCUUCCCCCACCCCUCUUGCCUGCUCCUCCCUGGACAGGGCACCUGCUCUGGUUCCCCCUUCCUAACACCGUGGGCUUCUGGUCAGCGGGCUGGUUGAUUUGUUAAGCUGUUUAUUAUCCAUCUUCUCUACCCGCCCCAAGAAGAUGGAUGCCCCCUGAGAGCAGGCCUAUUCUGUCCCCAGGCCACAGGCACCUAAUUCUGGGCCUGUACUCAAUAUUUGUGGGAUGCAUGGAUGCCUGAAUGCAUGGACCCAGGUCUCCUGCACCUGGGAGUGCUACAGGGGAAAUGUUCAAAAAUGCCCACUAUAGGACUCUGUACCUGGUUAAGAGUUGGGGUCCGAUGGACAGAUAGAGGGAUGUCUAUGUGAGAAAGCAAAGAUUAAAAUAAUGGUAGAAUCUAGGUAGUGGGCAUAUGGGAGUUCCCUAUAAAUUAUUUUCUGUUAUUUUUUUUAAUGUUUGAAAUUUUUCAUAAAAAAAAAAUAAUGGGACAAUAUUUGAGGGCCCUCUGUGGUCUGGGAAGUGUGGAGGAGGGGAAAUUGUAUAACUUUUGUCUCAUGGAUCCUAACUAGGCACUGGGUCUUGGCUAGGCUUGUUACUCAACUGGUCCACAUUCACACGGCUGCACUGGAUAUUAAAACCUGAAAUAUUUCCCUACCAUUUGGUAAAUGUUUGUCAUUUUGAGUCCUCUCCCUCUCCCCCUACCCCAAGACACACUGCCCUUCCUCCUGGCAUGCCCAGAGCACACCGCCAUCCAGUGGUGAAGAAUUCACACCUGGCACAGCAAGGAGCCGUAGGUCCAUUCCAAUUGGUCAGGGUCUCUGCCAUGUUGGUUGUAAAUAUUUUGAACAUAAUCCCUGAACUAGAGCAGCCUUGAGCCUUAUCUUCCUCCCUGCCAGAGGCCAGGCCAUGGCUUGCUGGCCUCCUACAUCCUGAGGAUGGCUCAGCCAGAGGACCAAGCCUUGGCAUGCCCCACCAAUGGGGAGAGGCUUUCCUUUCCUACCCUUGAUCCCACCUCAGUGUCCAACUGCCCAUCUCUGACCCCUGGUCUCCUGGACCCUGCACUUCCCAGACUGGUCCCAUCACAGGAGAAUGGAGCAGGUGAGACCUGCUUAGGGGUUCUCAGGGCCCCAGAGCCACUUCUUCGACUGCAGAGGACCUGGGGAGUGUGGCAGAUCCCAGAGCUGGAUGCCCCAGCUGCAGAAGCCCUUUUGGAGCUGUGGCCACCUGGGAGUUUUCUGGUCACAGGACAUGAACCCAGCCAGGUCCUGGUGUUGAGAACAGGACCUUCACCAGGGGAAGUCAACACCUACCAGAUCCAGAAGCUUCCUGGAGGUGUGUCUCUGGAAUCCUCUCACCUCUGCAUGCCAGACCUGCCCCAUCUCCUGGCCUUCCUGUCAGCCAGCAGGGAUGUUUUGCCCAGAACACUGCUCUUGCCCCCUCCCACUCUAGGGUCUGGAGAACAACACACAGAUACUCUGCAGAAUGGCAGUGUCCAACUCAACACCUCAGAGAGGAUGAUCUCUGUGGUGAACAAGCUCUACCUGGAGACCCACAGAGGGCAAGGGAUGAUAUCUCCCCCAGAGACAGCUCCAGAGACUACCAAGAUAAGUGAUCCAGCCCCCAGGAACACCGCCCCUCAUCGAGUCUCUUGGGUGGAAGGCCCGCUCAGCCCAGAAGUACACCAUCCUGGGCCAGCUCUGGCCAGCCUGGGGGAGGAGGAGGACUACCAAGAAGAAGGACCUGGGGAUGUGCUUACUAGUCAUGUCCAGGCUCUGGCCAGGGCCCGGAGCAGCUAUGUGGCCAGGCAGUUCCGAGGCCUUCAGGCACGCCUCACAUCAGAAGCUGAGGGCCCCCACAGGCCUGGGGACCCCGCCACCGAGCUGCUCCAGGAUGUGCGGCACCUCCUUACUGACCUCCAGGAUCACUUAGCAACGGACCCCAAUGUCAGGGCUAUCUUUGGGAGCAGAGGGCCUGGGGUCCCCCAGAAGAACGAGGAUCUUGGCCCCGCGGUGGAGGCAGCCUUGUGCCGGGCAGUGCUGGCGCCGCUGAUGCCGGCCCUGUGGACACGACUCCGCACGCUCAGGGCCCCAGAGCUGAGGCGACUGCGGAGGCAACAAAUAGCCCUGCGGGCGGGGGCUGGGCCUCCCGGAGCUCAGGGGGCUGGGCCUGAGGGACAGGGCCCCGCCCCCACCCUGCGGAGCCGCAUCCACUCACGCCUCCGGCACCUCCACGCUGCCUGUGCCCCACGCCGCAAGGUGGCGUUGCUGCUGGCGAUGUGCAGGGACAUCUACGAGGGCCUGGCUUCGGGUGAGAAACAAGAGCCCCUGGGCGCAGACGCCUUCCUGCCGGCGCUGACUGAGGAGCUUAUCUGGAGUCCGGACAUCGGGGAGACACAGCUGGACGUGGAGUUUCUUAUGGAGCUCCUGGAUCCUGAAGAGCUACUGGGAGAAGUUGGUUACUACCUGACCACGUGGUUUGGGGCCCUGCACCACAUCGCCCACUAUCAGCCCGAAGCUGGACGAGCGCCACAGGAGCUCAGUUCCGAGGCCAGUGCCUCCCUGUGCCAGUGGCAUCGCAGGCGAACGCUACAAGGACAGGGCCACUCCAGACCCCAGGCUGAUCUGCCCUUUGAAGAACCUUGGGAAAUACAGACUGGGCCAAGAGACCAAUGAUGAAUAGGGAUCUCAAACCUUUCUGCUCUUCAAGCAAGACGCAGAGGCACCUGUUGUUCAGGAGCAGCAAGGAAGAGGAGGUCCCAGGAAAAGGGAAUGGCUUACCUUGGGGUCUUUGCAUUGGCUGUUCCUGCUUCCUGGAAUGCCCUUCCCUAAUAUCCACACUGUCCCUUCCCUCCCUUCCUUCAGAUCUUGAGGCAGAUUUCACAGUCUCAGGGAGGUUCUCUCAGACACAACUGUCUGCAACUAUAACUCCUCUCCCUUGACCUCCCUGUGGAAGGCAGAAUAAGGCACCCCCCACCUCCUCCAAUGUCCUCUUCCUAGUACCCAGAAUCUGUGACUAUGUUACUUUACAUGGUAAAAUGGAUGUUAUAGAUGCGAUUAAAGAUUUUAAGGUGGGGAAGUUAUCCUGGAAUCUAGUGGGUCCAAUAUCAUCACAAGGGUCCUUAUAAGAGGGAGGCAGGAGGUUCAGAGUCAGAGGAAGAGAUGUGAUGAUGCAAGCAGAGGUUGGAGUAAAGGCCAGGAGCUAAAGAAAGCAGGCACCCUCUAGAAGUUGAAAAAGACAAGGAGUGGAUGUUCCCCUGGAACCUCCAGCAGAAAUUCACCCUUUGAUUUUAGACCCCUAAGAUCUAGUUUGGACUUCUGACCUUCAGAACUGCAAGAUAAUAAAUUGGUGUAGAUUUUGUUAAGCCACUAAGUUUGUGGUAAUUUGUUACAGCAUCAGCAGGAAACUAAUACACCCUACCCUGAUCUGAAAUUGAACCUCCUGGUUCAUAGGUAGAUGCUCAACCACUGGGUU
Molecule: messenger RNA, 3840 nt
Organism: Myotis lucifugus (little brown bat)
Lineage: Eukaryota; Metazoa; Chordata; Mammalia; Chiroptera; Vespertilionidae
Gene: RINL
Product: Ras and Rab interactor like
Exons: 11
Coding region: 1305-3041 (578 amino acids)
Biological process (GO): vesicle-mediated transport
Cellular component (GO): cytosol; endocytic vesicle
Molecular function (GO): guanyl-nucleotide exchange factor activity; small GTPase binding
Source: RefSeq, a predicted model, not a curated record